AUGGGUGUUCAAAUUGCUACCUGUGGUGCUGUAGCCACAUCAGGCGUUACUUUACUGCUGUCAUUGGCAGUAAUCUAUUAUAUGCACUCAGAAAUUACCUCUAUGUGGUCCGAGUUAGAUGCUGAAAUCGACAAAUUUAAGUUGCUCACAAAUGAUUCGUGGAAGUUCAUGCUGAUGCUUGGGGUAGGUAGCCCUUCUAAUCGACUACGCCGACAGUAUGGUGGCUACGGAGCAAGCGGGAUGAACACAGAACAUUCAGAAGAAUACUCCACUCCAAAACUCGGAAAGAAAUUUCUGGUGAUACCACUGCAACCAGGAAAAUAUCUCGGCGCCUCACAAAAUUGUAUAUGCGCACCCUUCAACGGCUGCCCAUCAGGACCACCUGGACCGCCAGGUUAUGACGCCCCAGAUGGCCUCCCUGGUGUGGACGGACUUGAUGGGAUGGACAACGUUAACUUUAUGAAAAACAGUGACUUUGUUGGGUGCAUUUACUGCCCCCAAGGUCCGCCGGGAGUGGAGGGAAAGACAGGACCAAUGGGUAAGCGAGGAAUUCGCGGUGCGAAAGGUGCACCAGGUCUACCUGGUCGCGACGGUAAUCCGGGAAUGCCUGGACCACAAGGCUUACCUGGUCCUCAUGGACCUGACGGAAAGCAAGGAAGGAAUGGACGAAAGGGUGAAGAUAGCGAACAACAAAUUAGCAGAAGGGGACGAAAAGGUCCAGCUGGUGAACCCGGUGCACAGGGUCCACGAGGAAAUCCCGGAAGAAAUGUCUAUGUGGGACCUGUUGGCCAGCAAGGAAUGCAAGGAAUUGCUGGAUUCCAAGGAGCCGCUGGUGCAGAUGGAGAGCCGGGGCCUGCUGGUCCUCCAGGACCUCCAGGAAGAGACGCCACGAUCGGCAUAAAACAAUUUGAUCUGCAUGUUUCGCCAGCAAGCGAGGCGAUGAUAUGGGAAUGUGGUGACAAAUAUUCGGCAUUCGAGAAAGAAAAGGAGAACUAG
Molecule: messenger RNA, 996 nt
Organism: Angiostrongylus costaricensis
Lineage: Eukaryota; Metazoa; Nematoda; Chromadorea; Rhabditida; Metastrongylidae
Source: the annotation of a GenBank genome assembly